AUGGACUCUCAACAGCCUUCACCGGCCUUUAAUACGCCAUCGGCUGCUUCAACACCUAUGACUCCUUCAAUGUCUACUUCCAACUCUCAACAACAACCUCAACAGCUUCAGCUCCAGCAUAUUCACCUGUUGCCCACAAACCAAUCCUCCUCAUCAGCUUCUUCAGAACCACAGGCAAAGAAACGUAAAAGAGUUACUAGAGCUUGUGAUGAAUGCCGAAAGAAAAAAGUCAAAUGCGAUGGUCAACAACCAUGUAUUCACUGUACUGUCUACUCUUAUGAAUGCACAUAUGACCAACCAUCUAAUAGAAAACGAAUACCUGAUAUUCGUCGAGUCGAAAACAAACUUAAAUGUGCAGAAACUAUCGUGUCAGCUCUACUCCCAGGCGUUGAUGUUUACUCGCCCUCGUUCAACCUCGUAAACUUCCUCGAAUCCAUCCAAAAGGCCCGUGUCUCUAAAAAUGAUUCACCACUUCAUUCAUCCUUAGUGGCUAUUACAAAACUCGGCUUAGGUAACUCAAAUUCUUCUGUUGGAGGAGUUGCAAAUGAGAUUGAUGAAGAAACUGGUCUUCCCCGUGGAAGUACCCUUCCUUCAAAGUUUCAGAAACUCUCUCGUGAUGGUUCUGGAUUCCCUAUCAACUCCUCAGCCUCUGGUAACAAUGGUCCAAACUCUAUGGCCUCUUCAUCUACUUCAGACGACGUUGAAACAAAUGUCCUCAACACACUUUAUUCCCCCCAGUCCACAUAUGGAUCCCCUGAUACCCACGUUGGCAGGGAAAUCAAAAUUAUUCUUCCUCCAAAGCACGUUGCUAGUGAGCUCAUCGAGGCUGUCUGGGAUAAUGCCUGUGUGCUUUUCCGCUUCUACCAUAGACCUUCCUUCAUUAGAGAUUUGGACCUGCUUUAUGAAACAGAUCCUGAUGACUAUACAAAUAAGCAGUACAAGAUUCUACCUCUAGUCUACUCUGUCAUGGCUGUAGGUGUUCUUUUCUCUAUGGAUAAGUCUGACAAGCUUGGCUUUAAAGAUGCCUCCGAAGGUUACAAGUAUUUUGUCGCCGCCCGCAAACUUAUCGACAUUGCCGAUGCACGUGAUACUUAUGCCAUCCAGUCCAUUGUCAUGAUGAUUAUCUUUCUCCAGUGCUCUGCGCGUCUUUCUACAUGCUAUUCUUAUAUUGGUGUAGCACUCCGAUCAGCCCUGCGUGCAGGUCUCCAUAGAAAAGUUGCUUACAACUUCAACCCUAUCGAGCUAGAAACCCGCAAACGUCUCUUUUGGACCAUUCGGAAAAUGGACAUUUAUGUUAAUGCCAUGCUCGGUCUUCCACGGUCCGUAGCCGAGGAAGAUUUUGACCAGGAAUUACCAGAAGAAAUUGAUGAUGAAAAUAUCACUGAAGAUGGCUACUUCCCACAAAAGGAGGGCAAGCUUUCUUCUGCUGGUAUUGCUAAUGCUCACACUCGUCUCAUCACCAUUCUCUCACACAUUAUGAAGUACAUUUACCCUGUCAAGCAGGACACUUCAGAGGCAAAUGCCUCAAGCACGGCUCCUCUCUAUAAUGUUGCUCACGCCAAGGUCGCCGAAAUGGAAGCUGAAAUCCGCCAGUGGUUGGAUUCGUUACCUGCAGAGCUGAGGCCCGGUGUUUCGCCGUCUGCAGAGUACGUCAAGGCCAACCGGUUACUCCAUCUGGCUCUCUGCCACAUUCAAAUUGUACUUUAUCGACCAUUUAUCCAUUACUGCAGCCCCAAGUUUAAGGGUGAUGAAAAGGCUCGUGCUUCAGCUCUCAACUGUAUUAAGGUCUCUCGCACCACUAUGCAUAUUGCUCAUGACUUGGUUUCUAAAAAGUUACUAAAUGGUGCCUACUGGUUUUCCAUCUACACAAUCUUCUUUUCAGUGGCCUGCCUCGUCUACUAUGUUCACGAGAACCCUCGCGACCCCGAGGCUUAUGAAAUCCGUCGCGAUGCUGAACUCGGCAAAAAUGCCCUCACAUCUCUUAAAGAUUCGAGCAUGUCUGCGCAGCGCACAUACAAUUUGCUCAAUACUCUUUUUGAGCAGCUCAAUCGCCGUACCGCAAAAAUCCCUGUGGCCGGUUCUUCUGGGUCUACACCUACUUCGGUGUCAGCUACAUCAAAUGCUGCUACCACCACCACUACUUCAGCUGCAUCCAAUAAUAAUAAUAAUAAUAAUAAUAAUGCCAUCGACCUCACUGCUCCAGAAGCAAGUGUACCGGGACCUCAGGCCCUUUCCUCAUCCGCAGCAUCUACCCCUGCGUCGACCUCUUCUACAUCUUCUGCCCCAGUAUCGCUGACCAAGCCUAUUGAUCAACAAAUUGAGUUUGGCGCCGCAGCAUCUGGUGUUACUGACAUUGACUCUAAUGUCAAUUUAGUGGCUGUUGGUGCUGCUGCAGGAUCGCCUGGAAAUACAGCCUCAUCAUUUUACAACAACCCUGCUGCUGCUGCAUCUGCUCCGUCUCUUAUGACAUCGACGACAACGUCGCACAACAAUCCUCCUGUGCAUGUACGUGGUAAGCGCGGCCGGCCGCCAAAUAGCGCUCGUCGCGGAGUGAAUCGCAAUAACUUGAAGAACAAUAACACUAGCAGCACCAGCAACAGUAGCGCCAGUAACAAUAAUAAUAAUAAUCACAGCCCACAUUCUACCACUAGUGCUGCAAAUACACCAACCCCUACACAUAAGACUCUGCCACACUCGGUGGGACACACUCCACAAUCACAAACAGCGUCACCGAUUGCUACUUCGUCGCUCAAUCAUAUUAGUAGUAUCCAGCUACCGACAAGUGCCCUUAGUUCAGCUUCUACUCCACCAGACUCUGUUGUACCUAAGGUUAACCCAUUGUUUGCUGAUGUUUUGGGCAGUAACAAGCCUACGUCGACGGUUGCUGGCGGCCCUGACUCGUUAUUCCCAGGUUUGCCAAACUUUGCGUUUGAUCCUGCCACUACUUUAUCUUCCAACGGAACAACCAAUACACUUCAAUCAGCAGGAAAUGGUUCUGUCGACACUAGCAGCAGCACGGGUCCUUCAGAUACGGAGUCACCACACUUGUAUGUUCCUGGCAUUAUGGACCAAGUAGAUGCACAGUUGUUUGGUCGAUUCCUGCCGCCGUAUAUGCUACAACAGACACAAAGUGCGCCACUCGGCGGUAGCAGUGGGCCUCAUGUUGGUCUAGGCGGAGUCAAUGGCACCACCACCCGGAUUAAUGGCAACAACAAUAAUAACACAGUCACUAAUAAUAGCAACAAUGGUUCAAAUAAUAACAAUGGAUUAUUGUUUGCCAAUACUAAUACUACAGAUCUUGAUUCGUUGAUGGUGCCUGGACGUCUUCGUAUGGACUCGACGGGACCUUCUUCUGGGCUGCAGAUGUUUAACGGAAAUAAUACCGGAGCACAUACUGGCGACAAUGUGAUGAAUUCGUCUACAAAUAGUGUUUUGGGCAAUAAUAACAAUAACAACCAGCAGCAGCAGCAACAGCAGCAGCAACAGCAGCAGCAGCUACAACAGUCAGGAUCGUCUUCUUCAGGUAUUACAGAUGAUCGGAGGUUAAGUUUGUCGACGUUAUUUAACAAGAAUUGGGACGAGUUUCUUGCGCAACACAAUGAGUUGUCAGGUCUUAACAGUUUUAUGACGCAAUGA
This is a messenger RNA of Magnusiomyces paraingens, 3636 nucleotides long. RefSeq lists its product as uncharacterized. The transcript is spliced from 3 exons. Gene Ontology annotation, cellular component: nucleus. The coding region runs from base 1 to 3636 and encodes 1211 amino acids. Lineage: Eukaryota; Fungi; Ascomycota; Dipodascomycetes; Dipodascales; Dipodascaceae. The record is from RefSeq and is a predicted model, not a curated record. Gene Ontology annotation, molecular function: DNA-binding transcription factor activity, RNA polymerase II-specific; zinc ion binding; sequence-specific DNA binding. Gene Ontology annotation, biological process: DNA-templated transcription; positive regulation of transcription by RNA polymerase II.